GCCCUAAAUUCUUUAUUAGAUUCAACUUCCAGUGUACAAACAUCCUAAUUCAGAUUAAACAAAAUUGCCCACACACAUUCCAUUUCUAACGAGACUGUUUUCCUCCCUUCCUUCCCCUCCCGCUUCCCUCUUGAAUUUCUUUCUUUCUUGUUUUCCCCCAGUCUUGGGUCUCCUUUCCCCCAGCUUAUCAGUCUUCCCAAAGAAAAGCCUCCCUGUGACCACGAAUCGCCAUAAAGGAAGGAAACCCUCCAUAAGUGAAAGCCAAGCCCUCAGCGGGGCGUGUCGGGGUGGACGCCCCCACCCACUAUUAGUGUGAGAAGGCUGGACAGCGAAGUUCAAGUGUCCACAGGAGAGGCACGGGGGUUACCAGAUCUGCUCACUUGCAUAAACGGACCGAUCCCUUCUGCGCAAUCGGACCCCAGGAAAGCAGCCUCCCUUUAAGGGCCUAGGAACCCGGCACUUUGAAAGUGCCCUCCCUGCCCAGACCCGGGGAGAAGUGAGGGGUGCGAAGGCGGAGCCACUGGGCUGGAGACACCCUCCGAAGGUCCGGCCCUCGGCUGCGUUCCUACUACCUUAGGGAGUUAGCGCGGGGAGCGGAAUCACCCUCUCAAUGAAAGGCAGAUGUCCCUUUAAGGUUUGCUUCGCAGCUCGUGGACUUUAGCCUAAACAAGGACCCGCGAAGCUGGCUUUAUUUGUCCAUGUCUCGGACAGAGCCUGGGAGGCUGCCAGAGGGAUUUCAGAGCCCGAGAGUGCGAACGGCGGGGAGAUGUGGCAAUCCCUCUGGGAUGCGAGAAGCGUGAAGCGAACUUAGAGGGGCUGGUCGAAAACACAGGAAAUCGCUGUGCUGCUCCCAGCCGCCGGGGCCAACCGGGCCAGCGACUGAGACCCACUGCGGCGGGCGGAGUGGCCCAGAGCAACGCGGCUCCAGCGCGUGGUUUCGCGAGUCCUUCCCUCCGAUCCAGCGCGUCCCCCGGGCGCUGCGGCCGCUCCAACUAUGGCCCCCCGGCGCCGCGCCAGCCCAGGGGUCGCUGUCGCCUGCUGCUGGCUCCUCACCGUUCUAGGCUUCUGCAUAUCAUUCAAUGUUGAUGUGAAAAACUCAUUGACUUUCAGCGGCCCAGUGGAGGACAUGUUUGGAUAUACUGUUCAACAAUAUGAAAAUGAAGAAGGAAAAUGGGUGCUUAUUGGUUCUCCUUUAGUUGGACAACCCAAGAACAGAACUGGAGAUGUCUAUAAGUGUCCAGUUGGGAGAGGUGAAUCAUUACCUUGCAUAAAGUUGGAUCUUCCAGUUAAUACAUCAAUUCCCAAUGUCACAGAAGUAAAGGAGAAUAUGACAUUUGGAUCAACUUUAGUCACCAACCCAAAUGGAGGGUUUCUGGCAUGCGGGCCCUUAUAUGCCUAUAGAUGUGGACAUUUGCAUUACACAACGGGAAUCUGUUCUGAUGUCAGCCCCACAUUUCAAGUCGUGAACUCCAUUGCCCCUGUACAAGAAUGCAGCACUCAGCUGGACAUAGUCAUAGUGCUGGAUGGUUCCAACAGUAUUUACCCCUGGGAAAGUGUUACAGCUUUUUUAAAUGACCUUCUUGAAAGAAUGGAUAUUGGUCCUAAACAGACACAGGUUGGAAUUGUACAGUAUGGGGAAAAUGUAACCCAUGAGUUCAACCUCAAUAAGUACUCAUCGACGGAAGAGGUGCUUGUUGCUGCAAAUAAAAUAGUCCAGAGAGGUGGCCGCCAGACGAUGACAGCCCUUGGAAUAGACACAGCAAGGAAAGAGGCUUUCACUGAAGCCCGGGGUGCCCGAAGAGGGGUUAAAAAAGUCAUGGUAAUUGUGACUGAUGGAGAGUCCCAUGACAACCACCAACUGAAUAAGGUCAUCCAGGGCUGUGAGGACGAAAGCAUUCAGCGGUUUUCCAUAGCUAUUCUUGGCAGCUAUAAUCGAGGAAAUUUAAGCACUGAAAAAUUUGUGGAGGAAAUAAAAUCAAUUGCGAGUGAACCCACUGAAAAGCAUUUCUUUAACGUCUCUGAUGAAUUGGCACUAGUCACUAUUGUUGAAGCUCUGGGAGAAAGAAUCUUUGCCCUGGAAGCUACAGCUGACCAGUCGGCAGCUUCUUUUGAGAUGGAAAUGUCUCAGACCGGCUUCAGUGCUCAUUAUUCACAGGACUGGGUCAUGCUUGGAGCGGUAGGAGCCUAUGACUGGAACGGAACAGUUGUCAUGCAGAAGGCUAAUCAAAUCCUAAUUCCCCAAAACACGACCUUUAAUGUUGAGUCUACCAAAAAGAAUGAACCUCUUGCUUCUUAUUUAGGUUACACAGUAAACUCCGCCACUGUUUCUGGAGAUGUGCUCUACAUUGCCGGACAGCCACGGUACAAUCAUACAGGCCAGGUGGUCAUCUACAGGAUGGAGGAUGGAGACAUCAGGAUUCUCCAGACACUCCAUGGAGAACAGAUCGGUUCCUACUUUGGAAGUGUUUUAACGACAAUUGACAUUGAUAAAGAUUCUAAUACUGACAUUCUUCUAGUCGGGGCUCCCAUGUUCAUGGGAACAGAGAAGGAGGAACAAGGAAAAGUGUACAUCUAUGCUCUGAAUCAGACAAGGUUUGAAUAUCAAAUGAGCCUGGAACCCAUGAAGCAGACUUGCUGUUCGUCUCUGAAGCACAAUUCAUGCACAAAGGAAAACAAAAAUGAACCAUGUGGGGCUCGUUUUGGAACAGCUAUUUCUGCUGUGAAAGACCUCAAUCUUGAUGGAUUUAAUGACAUCGUGAUAGGAGCACCCCUGGAAGAUGAUCAUGGGGGAGCCGUGUACAUUUAUCAUGGAAGUGGCAAGACUAUAAGGGAAGAGUAUGCACAACGUAUUCCAUCAGGGGGAGAUGGCGAGACACUGAAAUUUUUUGGCCAGUCUAUCCACGGAGAAAUGGAUUUAAAUGGUGACGGUCUGACUGAUGUCACUAUUGGGGGCCUUGGUGGUGCUGCCCUCUUCUGGUCUCGAGAUGUGGCUGUAGUUAAAGUGACCAUGAAUUUUGAACCCAAUAAAGUGAAUAUUCAAAAGAAAAACUGCCGCGUGGAGGGAAAGGAAACAGUAUGCAUAAAUGCCACAGUGUGCUUUGAUGUGAAAUUGAAGUCCAAAGAAGACAGGGUUUACGAAGCUGAUAUGCAGUACCGUAUCACACUAGAUUCUCUAAGACAGAUAUCACGGAGUUUUUUCUCUGGAACUCAAGAGAGGAAGAUUCAAAGAAACAUCACAGUUCAAGAAUCAGAAUGCACUAAGCAUUCCUUCUACAUGUUGGACAAGCAUGACUUUCGGGACUCUGUGAGAAUAACUUUGGAUUUUAAUCUUACCGAUCCAGAAAAUGGGCCCGUUCUCGAUGAUUCUUUACCAAAUUCAGUACAUGAAUAUAUUCCCUUUGCCAAAGAUUGUGGAAACAAGGAAAAAUGUAUCUCGGACCUCGCCCUGGAUGUCUCCACCACAGAAAAGGGCCUGUUUAUUGUCAGGUCCCACAAUGAUAAGUUCAAUGUUAGCCUCACAGUCAAAAAUAAAGAGGACAGUGCCUAUAACACCAGAACCAUAGUGAAUUAUUCUCCAAAUCUAAUUUUUUCAGGAAUUGAGGCUAUCCAAAAAGACAGUUGUGAAUCCAAUCAUAAUAUCACAUGUAAAGUUGGAUAUCCUUUCCUAAGAAGAGGAGAAAUGGUAACAUUCAAAAUAUUAUUUCAGUUUAACUCAUCUUAUCUCAUGGAAAAUGUGAUCAUUCAUUUAAGUACAACAAGUGACAGUGAAGAGCCACCUGAAGCCCUUUUUGAUAAUGAAGUAAACGUUUCUAUCCCUGUAAAAUAUGAAGUUGGACUACAGUUUUACAGCUCUGCAAGUGAAUACCAUAUUUCAAUUGCGGCCAACGAGACAGUCCCUGAAGUUAUUAGUUCUACUGAGGACAUUGGAAAUGAAAUUAAUAUCUUCUACUUGAUUAGAAAAAGUGGGCAUUUUCCAAUGCCAGAACUUAAGCUGUCAAUUUCAUUCCCCAACAUGACAUCAGAUGGUUUUCCUGUACUGUACUCAAGUGGGUGGUCAUCUUCUGAGAAUGUCACCUGCAGACCCAGUAGCCUCCAGGAUCCUUUUGGUAUCAACUCUGGGAAGAAAAUGAUAAUAUCCAAAUCUGAAGAUAUCAAACGAGGCACCAUUCUGGACUGCAGUGCAUGUAAAUUUGCCACCAUCACAUGUAAUCUGAUUCCUUCUGACAUGAGCCAAGUGAAUGUUUCACUUAUCUUAUGGAAACCAACUUUUAUAAAAGCACAUUUUUCCAGCUUAAAUCUUACUGUAGGGGCAGAACUUCAGAGUGAAAAUACAUCACUAGUUUUAAGUGCUGGCAAUCAAAAAAGAGAGCUUGCUAUUCAAAUAUCCAAAGAUGGGCUACCAGGCAGAGUACCGUUAUGGGUUAUCCUGUUGAGUGCUUUUGCUGGAUUAUUGCUAUUAAUGCUGCUCAUAUUAGCACUGUGGAAGAUUGGAUUCUUCAAAAGACCACUAAAGAAGAAAAUGGAGAAAUGAAAUAUUUUAGAAGAGAAGAAAUAAUUAUUCAAUGAUCUAUCCUCAGGUUUGCCUCAAAUAUGUGACAAGAAAUUUAUAAAUACAAUUAAAGACAUAGUCACAUAACUCUAUGUAAUCCAUCAGGGAUUAAUCACUUAGAAAAUGACAGAUCAAGCAAGAUCCAAAAAUAAUACAUUAAAGAUUUAUUUUAUAAAAUGUUGAAAAAUACUUUUAAAUAAUUACUCAUUUUUGUUGAGUAUUAAAGCAAAAUUGCAAAGUGUUUUAAAGAUGAAAAAUAACCUGUACAAAUAUGUUUAUAUAUUAAAUCACCAUUCCAAGUAUUUGAGGAAUACAUAAAAAGAUUUUUAUGAUCAUUGAAACAUUUACUUUCAAAAUAAUAUAAAUUAAGCUUUUUCCAUUGAUUCCUGAUGGAUAUUCACAUUCAGCAUGAUGGUCAAUAUUUGUAAAUGCCAAGAAAGGAAUUUUACCUGAAAAAGAUCACUUCCUCCCAUUUAAAUGAGAAAAAUUUCCCAGGUGGAGUCCAUAUCCAAUAUGGACUGAAAAUAGAAUUAAAUCACAGAGAAUACAUUAAGCAUCUUUGUGUUGGGUUCUAUACUGGGAAAGUUUUCUUUCCAAAAUGUUUGAAAAAUAGUACAAUUGAGCUGAAAUUCUAUCUAGGAUAGAAAAUCAAGAUAGAGUUGUUUAAAAGCAAGUGCACUGAACGGAUUAAUUUAAGCUUUUACAGAACACGCCUAGUUUUGGUAUUGAACUCUAAAACUCAAAACUCUUUUAUACUGAAAAAGCACAGCAGUUUUACGUGGCAUGACAGUGAUUUGUCAUGAAAAGUCACGUUGUGUGUGGGAUAUGCUAAAAUGGUUUCUGAAUGGAACUGACAAUGCAGAUGGAUGGCGCAGAAAUGCUGGUCAUCUUUUGAACGUGAGGGGGUCCCAGGAUGUAACCCUAAGUAGGAAUUGUCUCAACUCCUUGGUACAUGGUUCAUUCAAACCCUCAAGCUGUGAGAGUAUGUUUAUUUUUAAUAUUUUAAAAGAUAUUUAAUUUUCCAAACGCGGUUCUUCUUUUUAUGAAAAAGCAGUAUUCCAUUUCAGUAUUGCAUUUUACCAACAAGCCACUGCUUUUUAAGUGUGGCAUAUCAAUGUUUAAAUAGAUCUCCGGAAAUGUAUUUUAAAGAAGUUCAAGUUUGAAACCUCGCACCAACAGAAAGACAUCACAUCUUUGUAUGAGCUUCUUUGUUCUUGAAGUAAUCACCGUGGUGCAUCAGACUCUACUGUAGCAUAAGCUCCUAGGUUGCUCCACUUCUUAGGGAAAAAACAAUGAAUGAAUGUACAUGUGAACUACUGCUGUAAAAUUUUCUGAUACUUCUGCAACAACUCCAUCUCUCCACCCGAUUGACCGUUACAAGAUCAGAACCUUUACUUAUCUGGAAUGUCCUGGGCUCUGCUCUACUUUUCUCAAAAAGCAGCAAAUCAAUGGAGAAAUUAAAUGCCAUACAUUUAAUUUUUGAAAACUAAUUUCCAGGGAAUUAUCUGUGGACUCAGAGGCAGCCUACCUCAUGGCUCUCUACAUCUACAUCUGAGAUCCUGAUGGUCAAAGACAUGCACCUGGGGAGUGCUGAGGUCCUCAGUAGCUAGAAGAAAAGCUACGUUUUUCCAGAGAUUUGGUAUCCUCCUCCUGGCCUGUGAUUGCUCAGAAGUGUCCAGUUUUAGAAUUUUCUUCAUUCCUGCUAUCUAUCUCCAGGUUCCGAAAUCAUUCUUUCCACCUGUCCUUUCUUUGCCCAACAAAACUCAGGUCUCUCAUAUUCAGUCACCAUGGUGCACAACUCCAGUGCACAACCUGCUCAGCAGCUCUGAUCCAGGCUCAGCACAUUCUUAGAAAUAAAUCUAAUAGAUAAAAUUUUUUUAAAUUCACACUUGUCCUCUGACUCCUAGGCAAAGUAUUUACUGAACCAAGAGUAUGCACAUUUCAACUAAACAUGUUGUUAACGUAAUGGGGAAAAAUAGAAAAGAUGGCAUUUUUAACAUUUUAGAAAAGAGAGGAAGAGCUGUUUGGCCAAAUCAAAUAGCUACUUAUAAGCUCAGCACAGUUUUUAACAUAAUUCAUUCCUGGUUUUUAAGUAGAAUAUUAAAUGAGCCAGAUAUCCUAUUUCCUUAAUAUUGUGAUUUGUUGAGGUUUAUGUAUGUAUGUGUCUGUGCAUCUGUGCAUGUGUGUGUAUAAACACACAUGCACACACAUACGCACACAUGCAUGCAUGGACACAAAUUGGAGAAAAAAUACCUCAACACCAAAUAACAGAGUUUACAAGAAAUAAACGCACAAAAGCUACACCACAAGAAAAGUUUGAUUCAUCCACUUUGCAUAUAGUUUUCACUUUCAUUAAUAUUUAACUUUAGCAUACAUUUAUGCAACUAUCUAAAAAUCAUAAAUGUAGGAUUAUUAUUUUGACUAAAUUAAUAAGUCAACAGAUGUCCCAAAUUAGCUUUGUACAGAUGUCCUAAAACAGAGACAAUGAUUAAGAAAUGUACUAAACUCUAUUAUUUUAUUUUAAAACAUUUAAUAAGAAAAGUGAUUUUUAAGACAAUUAUGAGCUUAUUCAUUAAAUUAAAUUGCAAAAUAGUUUCUUUUUUUAACUUUGGUAUUUUUUUUUAAUUAAUUAUUUCUUCCACUGUGGACUGAACUAUGUAUGAAGUCCCUUUCCAUACCAAGCCUACAAUGGUAUAUUGGUAAAUUAUUGAACAACUGGCUCUCCAGGUGGAACGAAAUCCCUGAUUUGUGUCAUUUACCAGUUUUCAUGGUCUAAAUAGUUUUGUCACGGCCAUUUUCAAGCUACCAACAUAGCGCUAACCAGCUUGCAGAAUUCCUGAAAAUGUAUUUGUCAGUUCUCAAGAACCAGUAUGAGCUAACUUCAGUGCACCAUUGAGAUAGAUUAGAUGACAAUGAUAGAUAGAAGAUACAUAGAUGACAAUGAUAGAUAGAUAGAUAGAUAGAUAGAUAGAUAUAGAUGAUAGAUGGAUAGAUAUAGAUGAUAGAUAUAGAUGAUAGAUGGAUAGAUAGAUAUAGAUGAUAGAUAAAUAGAAAUGUAACAUAUAUAUAUAUACACACACACAAACAUGCACAAUACAAUCAUAUUUCAAAUUAUUCUUUUUUUUUUUUUUUUUGCGGUACGCGGGCCUCCCACUGUUGUGGCCUCUCCCUUGCGGAGCACAGGCUCCAGACGCGCAGGCUCAGCGGCCAUGGCUCACGGGCCCAGCGGCUCUACGGCAUGCGGGAUCUUCCCGGACCGGGGCACGAACCCGUGUCCCCUGCAUCGGCAGGCGGACUCUCAACCACUGCGCCACCAGGGAAGCCCUCAAAUUAUUCUUAAAACGUUGAUAUCAAACUCAGCAAAGUGCUACAUAGUUUCCCAUUCUUCAAUUUCAAUUUCUAAAAUUAGAGUCUUCCUUUGAUGUUAAUAAAAUGAUAGAAACUUGCAGGAAAAGGAGUUGAAAGCAAAAUAUAUAUAUAAAGGAUGACGCAGUGAAAAUCAGAACUACACAACCACAAAGAAGCUGUUUCAUUUUCUCUCGGAAUCCAGAGCCCUGCAGCCAUGCUGUGAAAGGUCAUCUUUUGUAAAUAUUUGUAAUUUCUAUGACCCAGUUUGAACUUCAGUAAUCCAAUUUGUUCAAUUAUUUUCUCUGAGCACUAGAUUCAUGGGCAAUUUAAUCUCUGAAUAUUUUUUAUGUCAUAACUGUGCUUGAAAUGAGGCUUGUGGGAAGACAUAUUUUACAAAAUUUGAUGUUUGCUCAACCACAGUAAUUUAUAAUUUUACCUCUUAUAAAACCAAUAUCUAGGCUCAAUUAGAAAACAAAUAUUUGCACCAAAGCAAAAGGUGGUUGCACAGUGCUUGAGUAAACCUGGGUGUAAGGAGAAGCUGAGAGAAGGGCUGGCAUGUUCUCUCCAGGCGGCCCCCCGAAGGGUCACGGCUUGCACUGUGUGAAGGCUGCCCACCAGCAUCUAUGCACUGCACUUUCCUACAGGAUAUCCUCUCUGUCAAACUUGUUGUAAUCUGCUCCGUGUGAAUUAACUGUCUUGCUUUGCACAACAGUGAGAAAACCAAGAAAGACCCAGGCUCAGAGCAUGGCCCGUGUGCCCAGUACAGUCACAGUAUUGUUCAAAUAAAGAGGCUUCUGGCAAAACAGCCUUUUAAAAAUAGUAUCCUAUGUAUCCUUCAUUGAUUUUCAACACUUCUCAAGUCUCCCUCCAUUAGAUUAAUCUUCUCACCCAAGGGAGAUUUUCAAGAAUACUACUAGAGAAAAAUCUGUUUAAAACGUGUGCUCUGUUUGCUACGAAUACCAGCUUUUGUGAUUUGAUCAUUUACACAGGAUGUCAGUCCUCCGUUCUGUGGCAAUCUAAAGGGUUGGUAUGGUAAAUGCAAUAGGGACAAAAUGAAAGGCUUGAAGAGAUGAACAGCUUGAAGAAAUUUACAAGCUGUUAUUGGGACACUAUCAGCAGCUACUCCAGUGGGGAGCUGGCAAGAUUUAGCCCUUUGGUGGGUCUCCAUCAGCACCCCCCUAAUCCCCAUCCUCACGCAUGGAAAUUAUAAUCUAAAAAACGAAAAGAAGAGCUUUAAAAUCCUGGAAAUGAUGCUACUUUCUAACUAAAAUUUCCAAUUUAACUGUAAACAGCAGGCAUUUUAAUGCAAACACAACUUCCAGGUGAAUCCGCUAGACAGCCCUUCCAAUCAGACUGCUGUCUCUAAAUACCUCUUACCCAGAAAUUCUGAAACCGCCACUGGAAGUGAACUUUGCAGUGCAUUACUAAAGGCUAAAGGCUGCCGUUUCAAUGGGAGCACUGUUGUGCAACAUCUUAAGUAGAACAAUAAAAAGAGAGUUAAAAUCUAACAUUGUAAUCUGGUGAAUGAGUAUUUUUGAUCCUCAUAUUAAAAUUUAACCUUGAAUUUAGCAAUUCCAAGUAACAGCCUUUAACCAUCAACCUUGAGGAAAAGUAAAGGAGUAUGUGCCAGCUCUUCAGCCCCAGGUGCAUUGUCCCCUACAACAUGUGGUGCCCAGGAGGUCCAGUUCUUAACUGAUGAGAAUGGAUCCUCUGCUGCUAUAAAUGGCCUAAGCUCCCAAAUCCACUACAUCCCAGGAUCAGCCCUCCCACAUCAGACACACACAUAAGCACGUGCUGAAAUUUUACCAUACUGAAAGAUAUACAAGGGUAAGUUCUCACUUCUAAUGUUGGACUCCUUGCUUUGAGAUCAGCUUUUUUUUUUUUCCUUUUAAAAUAUAUUAACGGCUUUCUCCCAUAGCUAAUGAGUUCAGAACUUUACACAAGACUUCCUUGCAUUUUCCUCCCAUUACAGGCUAGAGAAUUUCAGUACCAUGAAGACUGGGCAGAGGACUCAGGACCCAUUUGCAGGAGCUCUCUGCUUUCUGCCUUCCGGUUGGCUGCUUCUCUUCUCCACUGUACAGUGGGGAUGUUUGGUCUUAAUUUGGGUCUUCUUGGCAAGGCCAUUCUAAGCCUGGUACUCCUUGCAGGGCCUUGAGAUCUAGAUGUUCUUUACUGGUGAGUUGAGGCUUGGAAAUCCUUUAAUUAUCUGACACACCAUGGAAAUCACGGCAAUAUACUAGGCAGAUACCAGUGACACUCAUAACUAUGAUUAUGUUUGAUCUUACCAUAUUUGAAGUCACAUCUUGAUGAAAAAAGACUAAGUCUGGAAUUUCAGGAGCUUUCCUGCAAGAGACUGAGACUCAGUGUUUAACCUUUUAUUUCAGUUUGAUCUAUGCAUAGAGAUUGGGGACAAAACUUUUAAAAGAAAUCUUCCAAAUGACAGAAUGAAAGGCAGGAUUCAACAAUCUCCUACUGACAGUUCCUGUCCCCAGUCCUGUUUUUCAAGAAGCAGAAAGAGGAUUGGAUGGGGAAAAGUGAGUAUCAUAAUUGUUUCUUUCUGCUACAUAUUGCCAAGCAGAAGGAAGUCACCACACAGCACACUAAUUGUGGCUUUCUGAGAGAUCUUAGCAUCACAGGUCCAAUGACAGGUGACAGUCUUCCUGCCAUGCCCCCAAGGCAUCUUGCAUUUUGAGAGACAGAAAAAAAAAUGUGGGGAGAGGGAGAGGGAGGGGAUGAAGCUAUUCAUCUUUUAUGUACACACCAUUACUCCUCAAAAAUACUGUAAGCUUCCUUAGCCCACAUCAUACCUGGCUACAAUACUAACACAUGUAUUUCAGACAAGUAAAUUGUUGAUUAAAUAAGAGUAAAAGUAUAUUCUUACCUGUCUAUUAACUAGGGCUAAUUUCCUGAAGUUUACCGUGCUUUGGCUCAAGUAAAAGCAAUCAUUUGAAGUAACAACAGCUCAGAUCUUCUUCGUUCCAGAAGCAUUUCACACAGUACAUCCCGAUACUUAGUGUUUAAUUGAGAGACACCACUGCCUUUAUUCAGGUUACAAGAGCCACCCUGUGCGUUCCUUAUCAGGAGCACCAUCCUGAAAGGAGAUUGGUGUACUGUGUGUUACUACUGUUAGGUUGUAAAAUUGUUAAGAGACAGUGUAAAAAAUUGUGUCCAUUUUAUUAAAAAGUAAAACACUGCAUAUAAUAACUACUGCCCUGAAGCAUGUAUCAUACUCACUCCAAUAAACUUUUCUGCAUGGUCUAACAUA
Messenger RNA from Physeter macrocephalus (sperm whale), 11162 nucleotides. RefSeq names its product integrin subunit alpha 1 (gene ITGA1). Gene Ontology annotation, molecular function: integrin binding. Gene Ontology annotation, biological process: cell adhesion mediated by integrin; cell-cell adhesion; cell-matrix adhesion. The transcript has 29 exons. The coding region runs from base 995 to 4531 and encodes 1178 amino acids. The record is from RefSeq and is a predicted model, not a curated record. Lineage: Eukaryota; Metazoa; Chordata; Mammalia; Artiodactyla; Physeteridae. Gene Ontology annotation, cellular component: integrin complex; external side of plasma membrane.